GGCCGCGCCGCCAUUGCCCCCGCCCCUUACGGCCGCCUUCCCGCCGCCGCGGCGCGCCGGGAGAAGAUGGCGGCGGCCGCUGGCUGGGCGCUGCUGGGCCUGGCGCUGUGGCUGUGCGCGGCGGCCGCGGCCGGCGAGCCCGAGGGGAAGCGGCGGCCGGGGCCGCCCAAGAAGAAGGACAUUCGGGACUACAACGACGCGGACAUGGCGCGGCUGCUGGAGCAGUGGGAGAAAGAUGAUGACAUUGAAGAGGGGGAUCUUCCUGAACACAAGAGGCCUCCAGCACCAAUAGAUUUCUCAAAAAUUGAUCCAGGCAAACCUGAAAGUAUCCUGAAGUUGACGAAAAAGGGGAAGACUCUGAUGAUGUUCGUCACAGUGUCAGGAGAGCCAACUGAAAAGGAGACAGAAGAAAUUACUAGCUUGUGGCAAGGCAGUCUCUUCAAUGCAAACUAUGAUGUACAAAGGUUUAUUGUUGGCUCAAAUCGUGCCAUAUUUAUGCUACGUGAUGGUGGUUACGCCUGGGAGAUCAAAGACUUUCUAGUAAAUCAAGAAAGGUGUGCAGAUGUUACUCUGGAAGGUCAGGUUUAUCCUGGCAAAGGAGCAAAAGAAAGUGAGAAAGUAAAAAACAAAACAAAACCUGAAAAAGCGAAGAAGAAAAAAGACACAGACAAGAAUUCUAAAGGCAUCAAAGAGGACAACCGAGCAACCAAACAGAGAGAUGAUCUAUGACAGACACCUUAACCAGACUGAAUACUACUGUUGUUCCUGGAAGGGAAAUUAUGUUUCUAUACAAUUCCUGGCUUUACUGGGGUAAAGGAGGAGGCAGAGAUUACUAAGGUUAAAAGACUUUUUUGUGUUCAAAUACACCAGUUUACUUAUUAAUGUUGGUCAUUUGUUUAGCAACAGCACAACUAAUGUUUAGUAUCAGAGACUGAUUACUUUAGUUUGUAAAUUUUUUUAUGGGUUGGUUGGUUAACAUAUGAAUCUGUACAGCUAACAUCAUAAAUUAAGUGGAAAAGAAGGAGUACAAUCUCAGAAUACAUUAGUAUUUGCCUAUAGUAGUAACUGUCCAUCCUGAGUAUGCAGUUAGCCAUUGAUUCAUAGAUGUUGCUAGGUAGCAGGAUACAUUCCUAAAAGAUGUUUCUGGGUACUGGUUUUGCUGAAUUCAGUGGGCAAAACUGCCUAAAAUUGCAAAGAAUAUUGUUACUGUGGCCAAAGAUGCCUGAAAUCAUAAGGCUUAGGAUUUAUCUGGUUAUACUACCUGUUUCUUUAAAAUAAAACAAGAACCCUUUUGUUUGCCCUCCUCUCCCCCCCCCCCCCCAAAAAAAAAGGAAGGUCUACCAAAGUGCCUAGAAGUAUAAUAGAAACUAGGCAGAGAUUCAACUAAUGGACUCUAAAUCAGUACAGAAAUUGGUGCAGAAAGGAAAUUCUCCACCCAUCAGAAGUGAUACUAUUGAGGUUAAUGGAAUUAUAGUACUAGCAUGAACAUUGUCUGAGUGAAAAGAAAUACAGAUUCACGGCCUUCAAACUGCUGCUGCUGUCAAAGAACUGUGCCUGUGGAAGCAAAUAUGUAUGCUGCAUUAUCUAGAGAGAGUUGGAAGAAGUAGCCUUAACUCUGUAAUAAAUUUGUUUUGCUGGUUUAAAAGUUUGCAUAAGUCUUUGAAAAAGCACUGCUUACUGUACAGAGUUAAACUUCGAGUUAGAUGGGUCACUCACUGAUGUUUAAUAACCAGAUCUUUUUUAAUAGAUUCCUGACUGAAAUGUUGGUUGUAAAUGACCAUUGAUUUAAAUACAAGGAAUGAAUUUUGAUGUAUGGAAGCAAAUUAAAUUCCUCCUCAAAAGACUAUAUAAUUAGGAGGGGUUUAGUUUCAUUAUUUAAACUGUAUUCAGUCAAAUGCAUGGCUUAGAAUUGUGUUUCCCCUCAUUUGUUAAAGACUAAAUGUGCUUAGUUUGGAUGCUCCAUAUUCUUUUUCAGAGGAUGAGCACAGUAUUAACCGUUUUCAUUUGAUACUGUUAAGACAAUACGGAUUUUUUUUGUUGUGUGUGGAUUUUUUUUUUUUUUUUAAGGUGCUAAAAUUCACGUGUUUUGGAUGAAGGGUCCUAAUUGAACCGUAAUGGUUGGUCGCGUGGAAUGCUUCAAUAUAAAAAAUGGCAAACUGCUGAGUGCUUGUUCCAAAAUAAAAGAUGUCACUGAACCUAAUGUUUUAUUAUUUUAAAGGCUUUACUUUAAUGAAACGGUAACGCUUUAAAAUUGUGUAUAACCUGUUAAUUUAGUUAAAAGUUUGAGAGACAGGCUAAUCCAUUUUUUGAUUCUGUACUUGUUCAUAAAGACUAAAUGAUGUUGAUGAAGAUUCCAGUGAUGACCAUUAUUUGCUUUGAUAUUUGUAUGAAUUUAUGAUUAAAAAUAUCUUUCCUACUGCA
Rhea pennata is the source of this 2421-nucleotide messenger RNA. RefSeq names its product mesoderm development LRP chaperone (gene MESD). Gene Ontology annotation, molecular function: low-density lipoprotein particle receptor binding. The transcript has 3 exons. The coding region runs from base 67 to 729 and encodes 220 amino acids. Lineage: Eukaryota; Metazoa; Chordata; Aves; Rheiformes; Rheidae. The record is from RefSeq and is a predicted model, not a curated record. Gene Ontology annotation, biological process: protein folding.